GCUCAGAAGGCCGCUGUGGUGCCGGGAAGCGCUUUCGCGGUCCCGCGACUCGCUCGAGCUGAGGCCCGCGAGCCUGCAGACGCCAGGCACUUGUCCACGGUCCGCUGAACCUGGGCGCGGUCCUUGAGCGCGGCGGCGCGCUCCGCCUCGGUGCCCUGGGCCUCUCUGCACCCCGAACAACAGACGCCCCGCCCUGCUGUGGGCGCGCGUGCGCUGCACCCGCUGCAGCCACCAGAGGCAGCCUCACCAUGUGUGGGGGGCUAAUCGAGAAGUAUGUGGCUGCCAUGGUGCUGAGUGCAGCUGGAGAUGCCUUGGGGUACUUCAAUGGGAAGUGGGAGUUUCUCCGGAACGGGGAAGAGAUUCACAGGCAGCUGGCCCAGCUUGGCGGCUUGGAUGCCAUAGAUGUGGAGAGAUGGAGAGUCAGUGAUGACACAGUGAUGCACCUGGCCACGGCAGAAGCACUCCUGGAAGCUGGCAAUGUCUUGAACUUGGCUCGCCUGUAUUCCCUCCUUGCUAAGCACUACCAAGACUGCAUGGGAGACAUGGAUGGCCGGGCACCAGGGGGCGCCUCAAUGCAGAACGCCAUGCUUCUGGAGCCAGACAAAGCUAAUGGCUGGAGGAUUCCCUUUAACAGCCAUGAGGGCGGCUGCGGGGCUGCCAUGCGGGCCAUGUGCAUCGGUCUCCGGUUUCCCCACCGCAACCAGCUGGACACCCUGAUCCAGGUGAGCAUCGAAAGUGGCCGGAUGACCCACCACCAUCCCACAGGCUACCUGGGAGCCCUUGUGUCUGCUCUUUUUACAGCCUAUGCUGUGAAUAGCAAGCCUCCCCAGCAGUGGGGGAGAGGACUGAUAGAGGUGCUACCGAAAGCUAAAAAGUACAUUGUCCAAUCAGGCUACUUUGUGGAGCAGAAUCUUCAACACUGGUCUUACUUCCAAGACCAAUGGGAAAAGUACCUAAAACUCAGAGGGAUUUGGGAUGGCAAAUCAGUCCCUACCUUCCCCAAGCCCUUUGAUGUGAAGGAGAGGGAUCAGUUCUACACCUCCGUGAGCUACUCUGGCUGGGGCGGCAGCAGUGGACAUGAUGCCCCCCUGAUUGCCUAUGAUGCCAUUCUGGCUGCAGGAGACUCCUGGAAGGAGCUUGCCCACCGAGCCUUUUUCCACGGUGGAGACAGUGAUUCUACAGCUGCCAUUGCUGGCUGCUGGUGGGGAGUGAUGUAUGGUUUUAAAGGAGUGAGUCCUUCCAAUUAUGAGAAGCUAGAAUACAGAAACCGGCUGGAAGAGACAGCUAGGGCUUUGUAUUCUCUUAGGUCAAAGGAAGAUACUGUAAUUACCCUUUAGGGAGAAGUGACAUUCAUUUCUGGUGGUUUCUCCUCUUGUGUAGUCCCUUUUCUGUUCAGUUUCAUUUUUUUCAAAGUCAAGAGUCUUAACCUUGUACUCAGGGAAUUUUGAGAUGAUAGUCCCUUGGGCACCUGAAGCUCAGUCUUUCCAAACUUAUCCUGUCCUCCUUACCCUGCCCCAGAUCUAUCCCUCUUCUUAUCCCGAGGUAGUUCUUUUUUUUUUUUUUUUGUUAAGCACUUGUCACCACCGGAAAUUAUAUUUUUUUACUUGUUUGCUUACUUGAUGAUUUUCGGUGUCUGCAGUAAGCUCAUUGAAGUCAGGGACUUGAUGGGCCUUGCUCAUGGUUGGGCCUGUAGCACCCAGAACAGUCCUCGCACAGGCAGGCAUUAAAUGAUUUUCGCUGGCUGUCUGGAUGUGAGUGGUGGGGAGAGGUGGAGUGGGGCAGCCAGAGGUACAGUCUUGGCUAGGAGAUGGACUUCCUCCCUGAGAAGCUGCUUCUGUUCUGGGCCAUCCUGGGCAGGAAGCAGUAAAGAGUCUGUGGGUUGGAGAGCUGUCCUGUUGCCCCUUUCAUACAGUUGAGUCCCACUGCUGAGUAGAAAGACACUCUCCUUAAAGAAACAGGGUUUCUCCUUUCACCCAGUCACUUGCAGGCUUCCUUAUUCCAGAUCAAGUUCUCUAGCUGUUCAGGAGAGGUGUCCCCAUUAUCAGCCUCUUUUUUUUUUUUUUAAAUAGAGGUACUAGGAAAUGAACCCAGGACCUUGUGCAUGCUAAAUAUGUACUCUACCACUGAGCUACAUCCACCCCACCUCCUGAAGAGUCUUUAUCUCAGUUAAUGGGGUCAGCAUCUCCCACAUUAAAAAUCUUGUAGCCUCAUAUCUGAGUCUUCAUUUUUUACCAGCUAAUCUUUCACCAAGUUUUUUCUAUUUGUUUCAGGUUAAGUUCCCAAAAGUGGGCUCUGAGACAAGGACUUGAGUGCAAAUAGUUUAUUUGGGAGGUGAUUCCAGGAAGCACUGUUAGGAGAAUGGGGAAGUGAGACAGGGAAGGGAGGGGAGCCAGGAAAAAGUACAUUAAUGAGCAGGUUACCACUGUGGGCAUUUGGGACUUAAGCCAUCUGGGUCCUCUGCGCAAGGCAUUCAAGAGUUGUUUCACCUGAGGGGCAAGCCGACCUGGGGUGUUUAUCCACUGACUUCCAUCUGACGUUGAUUGAGGACCACUCCCAGGGAUGCUGACUCCCUGGUGCUUCCUGGCCUUCCUCUUGUGGAAUCCAAACAUGAGUGUCUUCAGGUAAAGACUCAGAGAUGCUUGCAGUGGCAAGCUGUAUGGUGCAUGGGAACAGUGAGAAGUAUAUGUGGGGUCCCAGUAGCAUUUGCUAUAAGGUUCUACCUCCUAAAUAUCCUUCAAACCUGUCACCUCUUUUACCUUGUUGCACCAAGUAGUUUUCAGCUGGAUUUCUGCAAUCCAGGCUAUUCAGGUCUGGAGAUGCUGCUCCUAGCUGCACCCCGUACUUUCCUGGGCAUGGCAUUUGACAUGGGGUCUGUUUUGUUGUUGCCUGUUUGCUUGUCUUUAUUCUCCUCCAGAGAGAACUUAGCAUGGUGCCUGGGCACACAGGAGAUACCUAAUCAGUAUAUAUUAAAUGAAUGUUGCUUAUUAGCCUCCUGUCUAGUGCCUCUAAUUCCAGUCCUACCUUCCUCAUUGCCAUCCAGAGUGAUCUUUACAAAUACACAAUGAUCAUGCUGCACUUCUAAGCAUGUUCCAAUGACCACUCACCCCCUCUCUUCAUUUCUUGGUGCUUUUCCCACUCUUUUUCCCCUGGUAAAUUCUUACUCACCCUUCAAGCCCCACCUCAAGCAGCACCUCUUAGAUGGCAGCCACUCUGACUGUUCAGGCCCUUUCUCCUCACUACCCCCACAGCCUUCUGUCCCCACACCGUCCUGGUGUGUGGUGAUUGUGUGCCUUUUGGGUUGAUCUCAAGCUGCUUGUGAGGGACUGUGUCUCAUUCCUUUUGUGGCCUCCCUGUCUGGCCCAUUAGCGACAUUAAAUAAAUAUUUACUUUGAAAGUUCA
Vicugna pacos (alpaca) is the source of this 3399-nucleotide messenger RNA. It is a transcript of the gene ADPRH, whose product is annotated as ADP-ribosylarginine hydrolase. NCBI's taxonomy places the organism in Eukaryota, Metazoa, Chordata, Mammalia, Artiodactyla, Camelidae. Gene Ontology annotation, molecular function: ADP-ribosylarginine-[protein] hydrolase activity; magnesium ion binding. The record is from RefSeq and is a predicted model, not a curated record. Gene Ontology annotation, biological process: protein de-ADP-ribosylation.